Molecule: messenger RNA, 930 nt
Organism: Nakaseomyces glabratus
Lineage: Eukaryota; Fungi; Ascomycota; Saccharomycetes; Saccharomycetales; Saccharomycetaceae
Gene: ATP11
Product: Atp11p
Biological process (GO): mitochondrial proton-transporting ATP synthase complex assembly
Cellular component (GO): mitochondrion
Source: RefSeq, a predicted model, not a curated record
AUGCUUACUAGAUCCCUAGUUCCAGCUUUGAGGAGGCGAAUUACGGUAGUCGCUAGACAGUAUAGUAUCGAGGACAGGUACAAGGAGAAGCUAUUGCAGAAGGCCAAGGCUGAAGGAGUUGAGAGCAUCGAGGAGUUGAAGAAGCGACUAGCAGACCAGAUCGAGGAGAAGAAGAAAGAACUCAACAAGAUCGAUCCCUUGCGUGAAUUAGAGCAGCAUUUGAACGCGGGUAGUCGUAUUCACACCAAUAAAGAGCACAAAACCACAAAGAUGUCUAACAAGAGCAACGAAAAGAGUGGCAAUGUAUUGCCAAAGGACAAGCCUUAUAAGACUCUGGAUGACUACUUGAAAUUGGACAAGAUCAAGGAUUUAUCUAAGCAGGAAGUUGAAUUCUUGUGGAGAGCCAAGUGGUCUAAUAGGGAUGACUCCCUAGUGGCAGUGGUGCCAUACGUCAAGACUUUCCAAGGCAUGUACAAAUAUGCGGUCAAGAACCCCUUGUUUGUGUUGCCAUUACCUAGAGAAAAUGCAGCCGAUGGCAAUAAAGCUGACAAGGAUAGCGUACCAGUGGAACUGCAGUAUGUCCAAUGGCAGUUUGCUGGGCCAAACACUGUGCAUUGCCUGAUAACCUCUCUUGCGGAGUACAAGUUACACCAGGAUUUUGCCAAGCCACAUACUACUAUCCAAUUCCAUUUGGAUUUAGCUAACGAUAAGGAUAUGGUGCUCAUGAAUGGGCAAGUCGAGUCGGACAGUAACGUCUCUUUACAAGAUGCACAACUUCUGCUUCUUAAUGUGCAAAGAUUCUACGGGGCCAUGGGUUCCGAGACGAGUAUAGCCAAGGAAAGGAUACAACUACUGGAGGACUUCAAUAAGGGUUCUCAAAACUUUGAUAUCAAUAAGCUUAUCCAGCUCGCCCAGUCAAUGGAGAACUAG